AUGGCCACGGUACUCAGGCAGAGCGUGCGGCGCUUCGCAACGACGGCCGCACGCAGGGCCGUUGCCCCGGCCGCCGCCCACGAUCCGAGUCCGACCACGCUCGCCGUGUCCAAGGCGCAGGGUGUCGCCAAGGGGCUCACCGGCGCCAUUGGCAACACGCCCCUGAUCCGGCUCAACACGCUCUCGGAGCAGACCAAGUGCGAGGUGCUCGGCAAGGCCGAGUUCAUGAACCCGGGCGGCUCGAUCAAGGACCGCGCGGCGCUGUACGUGGUGCUGGACGCCGAGGAGCGCGGGCUGCUGCGGCCCGGCGGCACCGUGGUCGAGGGCACGGCCGGCAACACGGGCAUCGGGCUGGCGCACGUGUGCCGCGACCGCGGCUACCGCCUCGUCAUCUACAUGCCCAACACGCAGUCGCAGGGCAAGAUCGACCUGCUGCGCCUGCUGGGCGCCGAGGUCUACCCCGUGCCCGCCGUCGCCUUCGACAACCCGGACAACUACAACCACCAGGCGGCGCGGCACGCCCAGCGACUGGUGCGCGAGCACGGCGACGGCGCCUCGGUCUGGACCAACCAGUUCGACAACACGGCCAACCGCCGCGCGCACAUCGAGACCACGGGGCCCGAGAUCUGGACCCAGACGCAGGGCAAGGUCGACGCCUUCACGUGCGCGACGGGGACGGCCGGCACGCUGGCCGGCGUGACGCGGUACCUGAAGGACGCGAGCGGGGGCCGGGUCAAGAGCUUCCUGGCGGACCCGCCGGGCAGCGUGCUGCACUCGUACAUCCAGUCGGGCGGGCAGCUGGCGGAGCGGUCGGGCGGCAGCAUCACCGAGGGCAUCGGGCAGGGGCGGGUGACGGACAACCUGGCGCCGGACCUGGCGCUGCUGGACGGCAGCCUGUUCGUCAGCGACGAGCGCAGCAUCGAGAUGGUCUACCGCUGCCUCGACGAGGAGGGCCUGUACCUGGGCGCCAGCUCGGCGCUCAACGUGGCCGCCGCCGCCGAGGUCGCCGAGAACCUGGGGCCCGGCCACACCGUCGUCACCGUGCUGUGCGACGGCGCCUACCGCUACGCCGACCGCCUGUUCAGCCGCAAGUGGCUCGAGAGCAAGAAGCUGCUGGGCGCCAUACCCAAGAGCCUCGAGAGGUAUAUCGUGUUGCCGUAG
Molecule: messenger RNA, 1161 nt
Organism: Neoarthrinium moseri
Lineage: Eukaryota; Fungi; Ascomycota; Sordariomycetes; Amphisphaeriales; Apiosporaceae
Exons: 2
Coding region: 1-1161 (386 amino acids)
Cellular component (GO): cytoplasm
Molecular function (GO): pyridoxal phosphate binding; cysteine synthase activity
Source: RefSeq, a predicted model, not a curated record